Messenger RNA from Oryza sativa Japonica Group (Japanese rice), 4566 nucleotides. Its product is annotated as P-loop NTPase domain-containing protein LPA1 homolog 1. Lineage: Eukaryota; Viridiplantae; Streptophyta; Magnoliopsida; Poales; Poaceae. The record is from RefSeq and is a predicted model, not a curated record.
GAAUGCCAUCCAAGUCCAACUACUCCUCUAUGUCAGCCCGUACCGCUUCCCCGCCACCCGUCGCCCCUGUCUCGCGCGGCGCAGCUGCGAAGAGGAGAGAGGAGCGCGCGGUUUUGGCGGAAAAAACGAAGCAUCGGCGACGACGGCGAGCAGAUCAGGGCGGCUGCGAUUCGCGGCGGCGGAGGCGCAAGGAAGCCACUCCCCAUCCCCCAGCCCCACACGCAGGUGGCAGCGUCCCGUCUUCCACUUCUUCUUCAUUCAUCUCCUGUGAAUGUGAAUGUGAUCCUGUCCUGCUGCUUCUUCCAUUUCCAGUUCCACCCCUUCUCUCUUGUGCAUGCUUUUGUUCGUGCAACACCCAACACCCAACAGGGAGGGGAGGGGGGCGAUCGACAUGGUGCGAGCACCGGCAGGGGCAGAUCCACCACCAUUCCUCCAAACACGCAUGGACAUGGCCGCCUCCUCCUCCUCCUCUUCCCUCUCUCAAUCUCACUCUCAGUCUCAGACGCAGGCGCACAAGGUGGAGGAGGAGGAGCACGCCGCCGACCCACCCUCCCCAUCCCGUAACGCCUCCUCCAAGUACGACUUCGUCAAGGUCAAGGUGUGGCUUGGCGAGAAUGCCGAUCACUACUACGUCCUCUCCAGGUUCCUCCUCUGCAGGAUGCUCACCGUCACCAAGAUUCCUAAUCAUGUUGCCAUUAAGAUUGCCCUCGAACUCAAGAAAUUGCUUGUCGACAACAGCCUGCUUGAUGUUUCUCAGAGUGACUUAGAAGCUAACCUAUUCAAGCUGAUGGAGAAGCGGGGAUACGGCGAGGAUUAUAUUAAUCGGUAUAAAAUGAUGACCAGAUUCCAUCAUCAAAGAGUACCACUAGUAGUUUUAGUGUGUGGAACUGCUUGUACGGGAAAAUCAACAAUUGCUACGCAACUAGCUGGAAGGUUGAAUCUACCAAAUGUUUUGCAGACAGACAUGGUGUAUGAGUUGCUACGGACAUCAACAGAUGCCCCUCUUACUUCGGUGCCCGUGUGGGCUCGGGAUUUUGAUUCUCCUGAAGAGCUUAUCACAGAGUUCUGCAGAGAAUGCAGAGUUGUUCGCAAAGGUUUGGCUGGUGAUUUGAAGAAGGCCAUGAAAGAUGGGAAGCCAAUUAUCAUCGAGGGAAUUCAUUUGGAUCCAAGCAUUUAUUUUAUGGACGAGGAAAAGAGAGAUGAUAAUUCAAAAAUGGAGAAAAAGGUAGCUGAAUGUGAACAGUCACCAGCAUCUGUAGAGAGCAAGACAGAAAGGCAACAAGAAAACGAACUACAUGAGAAGAGAAUGGAUGACAGUCAGGAGUGCAUGUCUGAGGAGGGAGGAAUAAGUGAAGGGCUAUCUUGUGCUAAAAGCCACGUAAUUAGCUCUUCUGAUUCUGCAUAUUCUAAAGAGAAAAAUCCCAGAGCUGAAGACGAAGGACAUAAGGAUUUGGACCUACAGAAAAACAACACCACCAAGAAGGACAAACCUGCUGCUGAACCAAUAGUAGUCCCAAUUGUGUUGAGGAUGUCUGAUUUUGAUCACAAGGCAUUGCUAGAGGAAUGGACAGCCACCAGGGCUUCCAGGGAUAAUUGUCUUCCUCAGGAUCAUCGAAAGCUUAUAAACAACCUUAAGCUUAUUCAGGACUAUCUUUGUUCUUUUGAGUCGCAGGGGUUGACCGUUGUUGACAUUUCAGCGAACUCAUUCCCUCAGACACUAGAUUGGCUUCACAGCUAUCUUCUUCAGUGCAUCGAACGUGGCCUUUUGGCUGCAUGUUCAGAAAGUCCCAAGCAAGGUGGGAGCUAACGGAUACAGAUGAGCGAGAGGGAAGCCCGCAUUAGUCUUGCUUAACAUAUACUCACUCUGUUCCAAAAUAAACCAACAUUGUACGGAUGUGCCACAUCCUAAUACAUCUUGGACACAAGUACUAGUAUGUGUCACAUCGGGUUUAUUUUGGGACAGAGGGAGUAUGUCACAUAUAUGAUGCUUGUAAAAUUGUGCUUUUAGUGGGUUGAUAAUCAGGAACUUGUGCGUUGCCGCCAUCCAUAAACGUUGGCAGUGGAAAUGUAACCGAGUAGAGAACUCCAUAGUUCGAUAAAAACCUUUUAGAGCUGGAAUAGGAAAAGGAAAAUUAAAAAAAAAAGCUCAAAAAAGGUUGACAACCAAAGUUCAGAGCGAUGUGCAUGCGCUAAGGCCCAAACGAAAAAUGCAAAUAUAGGAGGUGUUUAGAUAUAGGGGUGUGAAGUUUUGGCGUGUUACAUCAGAUUUAUAUAGGGUGUAGCAUGGGUAUUCGGACACUAAAAAAAAUAAUUACAGAAUCAGUUAGUAAACUGUGAGAAGAAUUUAUUAAGCUUAAUUAAUUCGUCAUUAGUAAAUGUUUAUUGUAGUAUCAUAUUGUGUCAAAUCAUGGAGUAAUUAGGCUUAAAAGAUUCGUUUCGCAAAUUAGUCGUAAUAUGUGCAAUUAGUUACUCUCUUCAUUCCAAAUUGAUCACUAUAGUUUUUUUUGAGGUUAUUUCUAAAUAAUCUAUAUAUUUCUGUUCCUUCUAUGCACACAAGUAUUUAUAACCUACAUGCAAUAUUUUAAUUUACUAUUGGUUAGGAAAUAGUGGGGAUGGUGCAUGCUACUAUUGGCUAGGAAAUAGUGGGGAUGGUGCAUGUAUCGAGUUUGUUGCUAGAGUAAAUAUAGCAUUAGAGUUAUUAGAUUUUCUUGGUUUUGGUGUAUCUAUAAAAUAUGUAGAUCAAUUUGGAAUAGAGGGAGUAUUUUUUAAGCCUAUAUUUAAUAUUUUAUGUAUGUGUUCAAACGUUUAAUGUAGGGUGAAAAAUUUUAAGGUGGGAUCAUUCACAGAUGAUGCUAACGAUCCAUCCACAAAAGUUCUGUUUCUCCCAGAGCUAGUACAUCUCGCAGAAUUGAGACGAGUAUGCUUAAUUAAUUGAGAGAAAAGACGAGUAUAAAGAGGUCAAUCUCGGGUCAUCCAACAUAGAAGUAUCAACAAACUCGAUCAGCACAUCAAGGUCGUCCAAAGUAAAAAAAAAAAAAAAAAAAAAAGAAUCAGGUAGUCGAAAGCCAAACUUGCGCAAAAAUAAAUGUGGCGCAAAGUGGCCCCGAUGAAAGCGGAGACGUUAAAGCCGACGAAAUGGCCGGCACUCCUGCGGCGUCGGCUUCGCUAGCUAGCCGUUCCCCCAUGUCGCUCUCCGCGACAUCCGGAGCUUAGACUUGCGGCAAUGGCGGCGGCCACGCAUGUCGCUGCCCUGCUUUGCGUUGCCUCGAUCGCUGCCUUCCCUUCUCCGCCCCGCAGGUAACUGACCAAAGAAGUGUGCAGAUCUGGUAUAUGUGCUACAGUGUUAAUUUGGGAUUGACCUGUGGCAUCGGCUGGUAAACACAAUAUCAUUUCCCUACCUUGAUUUGCGACAGAUACACAAGUUGCCGCCCAAAUCAUCAAUGCAAUGUAGUGUGCUUCACUUGGAAAAGCUUCCAUUGUACCAUAUGCUGUGUGUUCUUCUACGACAAAUCAGAGGAGCUAUAGAGCAAAUAAUCCUUCUGACCAUCUCAAACACAGGGGUCAAUCAAUCAUCUAAUUAGGCCUCUUUGUUGCAGGGGAUACCCAAUUAUUGGUUCCUCUGAAAAUGUCCACAGGGUAACAGAACUUAAGCUUUAAGACCGUCGCGAGCACUUGGUUAAUGUUCCAGUGUUAGUUCCAACCUGAAAAGGUAUGGUUGUGUGCUUCUAUACUUUCACUGCUAGUGUUAAAAAUUACAUUGGAAUUCUGUGAGGGGGUGUAUGUGGUACAUCGCCAAACUUUGUCACACUUAAGUUAGGCAAAUUUUGCCUUUUAUGGCAGUUGUUUGAUUCCAUGCUACCGUUGUGUCAUGCCAAACUUUGCUACAUCUAUGCCCCAACAUAUCAUAGGCUCAUCAACUAGCCAAAAUGUGCCACAACAGCCAACUAUUUUGGCACCACAAAAACUACGGCAUUGCUACAUUUUUGGCACAAAAGAUUGGUGAAGCGAGGGAACCAUCCAAACAGGUACGACACACUAUGGCCAAUCAGACUAGUCAUCUCAAACAUUCGAGUGUUUAGUUGCUUUGUCUAACAAACUUUUAUUUCAUUCUUGUCCUGUACCUUUUUGUGAACCUGUAGUUUAAACAUGGUUCUGAUCAUUGUGCAUCCACUCUUUGAAUUUUACAGCCUGAUAUUUUCUUUUCUUCACUUCGAUCGCUCAUUUUGUUAUCUUUAUUUAGCAGUUGCAAUUCUAUUAACCAAAAGCAUGUUACUGUUAUGGAUUCCUAAUGGGACUUGCAUAGUUUCGUAAUUUCAUUUGGGGCAAUGAUGAUGGAUGCAUGGAUUGGUUGUAAAGUACAACCAACCAAUUACUGAUUGAAGUAUUUUCCACCAAGAUCCCUGUAUUUAUACAGGUUGUCAUGGCAGGCAUCCAUUCCUUCCUUUCUUCCUUCCUUCCUUCCUGCCUUGCCUGCCUAUAUGUCUGUCUGUCUGUCUAUCGAUCAUCUGUUAUGCGGUUUAAGAUGAGAAUGGUCAUUGAAUGACUAAAACACCAUCUGAGCCCUAA